CCUGCGAGUGUGUGUGUGUGUGGCUCUGUGUGUGUGAGUGUGCAUGAGUGUGUGUGAAGUGGUGGGGAGAGGAAGAGGAGACCAGUGACAGAGGCAGAGGAGACAAGUGCAGGAGGCUGUCGGCGCAGAGGAGACUCUCCGCGUAAAUACAAAGCACAGCAGACGCAUCGCUCCUCCUGACGCAGGGGAGCGGAGGAGAUACACAAACAACAACAACAGGCUCCGUGCUUCGAGGGGAGAACGAUAAGAUUGAAGAAAAGCUGAGAAGAAAAGGAACAAGGCGACUGCAGCCGGGGAGGAGCAGGAGAGAGGGGGGGUUCCGGGUUUCUCUGUUGUGUGUGGCGUGUGUUUGUGUGUGUGUGUGUGAGUGUGUGUGUGUGUGUCUCUAGUCGUCCUCACACGGUGUGACCGAGCAAAGAGGCGGGGCAUCGUCGUACUCAGGGGGCCAGAACUUUGUGUCACACAGCGAUGAUGGAGAGGAGGAUGGACACAGCUCUGCUGGUGCUGUUAAUGGGACACCUCGCCGCGGCGCUGGAGGUCCCACUCGACCUUCUGGAAGAAUUGCCACAGCCACCGACCAUAACUCAGCAAUCCCCCAAGGAUUACAUCAUCGACCCGCGGGAGAACAUAGUAAUCCACUGUGAUGCGAAGGGGAAGCCUCAUCCCAGUUUCUCUUGGACGAGAAACGGGACGCAUUUCGACAUUGACGAGGACGUCAACGUGGUCAUGAGGCCGCACUCCGGGACACUGGUGGUGGACAUCAGCAGGGAGAAAGCUGAUCACUACGAGGGGGUGUACCAGUGCACGGCGAGAAACAAACAUGGAACUGCUGUUUCCCACAACAUAGUCAUACGACAGUCCAUUGCAUUUUCCAUCUUAAGAGCGCUCCUGAAAGGAUCCCCCUUGUGGUCAAAGGAGAGGAUCAAGCAAAUCGUCGUUCAGGAGGGCGUGUCCUUGGUGCUGCCGUGUCGACCCCCUGCUGGCCUGCCCCCUCCCAUCAUAUUCUGGAUGGACAAUAACUUCCAGAGGCUGCCUCAGAGCAGCAGGGUGUCCCAGUCCCUGAACGGAGACCUCUACUUCUCCAACGUUCUCCGAGAGGAUUCCAGGAACGACUACAUCUGCUACGCCCGCUUCCCACACACACAGACCAUCCAGCAGAAACAGCCCAUCACCGUCAAGGUCCUCAACCUGGAAGCAAUCAAUGACACAAUGGCAGCUUUUUACAAUGAAACUGAUUUGUUUAGUGAAGACCCAGUGGAUGAGAGGAAGCCGACCUUCCUCAUCCCAUCUGGCUCCUCCAGCUCCCACACGGUGUUGAGAGGCCAGGUGCUGGAGAUGGAGUGUAUCGCAGAGGGACUGCCCACCCCAGAAAUCUCCUGGAUCAAAUUGAGCGGCGAUCUCCCGACCCAACGCAUGUCCUACCUGUACUACCAGAAGAACCUGCGCAUCGUGAACGUGUCGGCAUCGGACGCGGGAGAUUACCGCUGCAGCGCCAAGAACAUGCUCGGCUCGGUGCACCACACCAUCCACGUCUCUGUCAAAGCUUCUCCAUAUUGGAUCGGCGGCGCUCCCAGGAACCUCGUCCUGGCUCCGGGAGAGAACGGCGUGCUGACCUGCAGGGCCAGUGGCACGCCCAAGCCCUCCAUCACCUGGGCGAUGAAUGGCAUCCCCAUAGCGAAUUCCCCGAAGGAUCUGAGCAGAAAGGUGGAAGAGGACACCAUUAUCUUCACGGACAUACAGAUGGGAUCCAGCGCCGUCUACCAGUGUAACGUCUCCAAUGACCACGGCUACCUCAUGGCCAACGCCUUCGUCAAUGUCCUCUCGGAGCCACCCAGAGUGCUGACGCCGGCCAACAAGGUCUACCAGGUCAUCAAAAACCACCGGGCCCGGAUAGACUGCGCUUUCUUUGGGUCACCCAUCCCUAAAAUUACAUGGUUCAAAGACAGCCGCUCCAGCACCCUGGACGGAGAUCCGUACAUCCAGCAUGACAACGGCACUUUAGAGAUUCACACAGCUCAGGCCAGAAACAGUGGCAAAUACACCUGCGCCGCCAGAAACAUGCUGGGGAUCUAUGAGAAUCACGUCUACCUGGAGGUCAAAGAACCCACCCGCAUCCUGAAGCAGCCCGAGUACAAGGUGGUCCAGAGGGGCAGGUCGGUGGUGUUUGAGUGUAAAGUGAAACAUGACCCCACACUCGUCCCCACCAUGACCUGGCUCAAAGACGACGGAGAGCUCCCUGACGAUGAGAGAUUAAUCGUCGACUCUGACAGCCUCACCAUCACUGACGUGACCGAGAGCGACGGGGGCGUGUACACCUGCAUCAUGAACACAACUCUGGACCACGACUCAGCCAGCGCAGAGCUCACCGUCGUCGAGGCCACGCCAACUCCAGCUGUUGUCUACGAACGACCUGACCCCCCAACUGACCUGGAGCUGACGGACCAGAAGAAGAGGAGCGUGCAGCUCACAUGGACCCCCGGGGAUGAGCAUAACAGUCCAAUUCAGAAAUUUCUGAUCCAGUAUGACGACUCUCUGCACCACCGAGGUCACUGGCACAACCUCACCGAGGUCCCUGGAACCAGGACGACUGCUCACCUCAAGUUGUCUCCCUACGUGCACUACACCUUCAGGGUUUUGGCUCUCAAUGCCAUGGGCUUCAGUCGGCCCAGCUUCCCCUCCAGGAUGUUUAAGACAGAAGCUGCAGCUCCAGACGAGAACCCUAAAGAUGUUGAGGGAUUUGGAACAGAGCAUGACAAUCUUGUAAUCUCAUGGAAGCCGCUGACAGGGCUCCAGUCUAAUGGCCCAGGGCUUCGUUAUCGAGUAAUGUGGAGGCAGAAGGCAGUGGAAAGUGAUUGGACCACAGUGACUGUGUCCAAUAACUCCCGGUUCGUCGUGUCUGGAACGCCCACGUUCGUACCAUACGAGCUAAAAGUUCAGGCUGUGAACGACCACGGAGUUGGACCUGAGCCUGCUAUCGCCCGCGGCUACUCAGGAGAGGACUUGCCGGUAGCAGCUCCAGAAAACGUUCAGGUGGUGGUGCUGAACAGCACUCUGGCCGAGGUGCACUGGGAUCCUGUGCCUCAUAAAUUAAUACGUGGGCAUCUCAAAGGAUACAAGGUGUACUACUGGAAAGAGCGCAGUCUCCACAAACACAACCCCUACCACAUGGAGAAGCUGAUCCUGAUGUUCAGUGGGAACCACAGCCACGGCAUGGUGCCCGGUCUGCACCCCUUCAGCGUCUACUCCUUCAACGUCAGAGUGUAUAACGGCAAAGGAGAGGGUCCUGUGAGCCCCACCCAGCAGUUUGACACACCAGAAGGAGUACCUGGAGCUCCUACUUCCCUGAUAGUCACCAACUCAAACCUGGACACCUUAACCCUUGAAUGGAGUCCUCCCCAUGAUCGUAAAGGACGCAUCACUGGCUACACCCUCAAAUAUCAGCCAGUCAAUAACUCCAAUGAGCUGGGCCCAGUGGAGGAGCUGGCCCUGCUCGCCAAUGAGACCUCAGUCACUUUGCCCAACCUCAAGUACAGCACGCGCUACAAGUUUUAUUUGAAUGCCAAAACAGUCAGGGGAGCGGGCCCAGCCAUUUCUCAGGAGGCUGUCACCAUCGUGGAUGAAGCUCUAAUGUCACUGCUUGACGUAGAUGUGGGCGAAGGAAGCACCCAAUCCUCUCAUCCCCUUGCACAGCCUCCUCCACACCGCCUCCCCGACGAGGCACUGCCGGUGAGUCCUUUCGGGAACGUUAGUUCCUCGGUUGGAGAGGAUGGGCCCCUCAUCAGUUGGGAGUACUGGGGCCCGGAGAAAAACGUUUAUGUAGAGUACAUGGUAGAAAACAGUGAAGGUGAACAGGAAUGGCAGAAAGAGCCGGUGAACGGCUCUCAGAACGUUGUGCUGAAGGGCUUAAAGGGGGGCCUCUCCUAUAGGGUGCGCUUGGUGGCCAAAGGUCACCACGACCAGCCGCUCCACCACUCCGAGGAGCUGUUGGUCACGGUUCCAGCUGUGGCGAGCAGACAGGUGGACAUCGCCACUCAGGGAUGGUUCAUCGGCCUCAUGUGUGCCAUCGCUCUGCUCAUCCUGAUCCUCCUCAUCAUCUGCUUCAUCCAGAGGAAUAAAGGAGGGAAAUACCCCGUCAAAGAGAAGGAGGACGCACACACAGACCCAGAGUUCCAGCCCAUGAAAGAAGACGACUGCACUUUUGGGGAAUACAGUGACAAUGAGGACCAUAAGCCGUUAAAAGGGAGCCGCACGCCGUCUAACGGGACAGUUAAGCGGGACGACAGUGACGACAGUUUAGUUGACUACGGGGAAGGAGGAGACGGACAGUUCAACGAGGACGGCUCGUUUAUCGGCCAGUAUAGCGGGAAGAGCGGCAGCAGGGACACGGCCGAGGGCCACGAGAGCUCGGAGGCCCCGUCCCCCAUUAACACCAUGAACUCCUUGAACUCAUUUGUGUAGCCGGUCGGUCCUCGCACACCAGUAUGAGGCGCUCGGUCCCAGGGUCUCUCUUUAGAGGGCUGCCCCCAACACCGCAUGGCUUUAUGAUCACACGUCCACACACGAAUCAGUAAAUACACACAGCUCAUCAGAGACUUUUAUCUUUUCACUUGGAAAUCUUUAUAGAGAGGCUUGGAAACCCUUAGCUCAUUAUAUAUGAAGUAGCUCAACCAGUCAUAUGAUUUUAACAGUGCAUGAAAUAGGCCUACUUGAUAUUAUGAUAUAAAUCCAUAUUUAAAUUAACACUUUGAUAUUAACAAGCGUUGCAUUUUGUUUUUGUUUUUUUUGUGGUGUACCUGGAAUCUCUUACGGACUAUGCAGUGAUCGUCUGAACUAUAUUUGUUUCUGUUUUUUGUUCUUAUAUUAUCGACUAUGUUCAAAUAGUAAUCAGUGUCCACAGUAAAUGACUAUUACUCCAUGUAUUUUGUUUUCCAACACAGCAGCUUGUACAGGAAUCUGUAUUUAAUAAUGUAAUUAGCUUGUUUGAUUCCAUCACGCAUUUGUACAGUGCACACGGUAGCUCAUGUACAGUGUAUAUAUACUGUAUAAUAUAAAGUGAACUAAUAUUGGGGGGCAGCGCACACAGCAUGCUUGAGUCUGCUGCAUCGACACGAUUCCAUCUGUCCCCGCUCUGUGGAAACAUCCACCUGCACCUGUGAAGGAGGGGAACUGAAACGCUGCAUGGCAUGGCACAUGACCUUUGACCCGCAUGUGACCUUCUCAGUAUUGACCUUGAGAUCUGGAGGCCCGGUGGGGGAGUUUGCCUCUUGCCCCUGCAAUGCUCCUUCGGCAGGUUGUGCCUUUUCUUCAAAAACAAUAGUUCUGAGUCUGAAGUAUCUUUCCAGAGAUCAGUGAUUGGAACAGAGACUGUAGUGGGACUGCUGAGGUCACAUCCAAGAUAGGAGGAGAUAAGUGUAAGAAGAGGACCCUGCGGAGGGAGGAAUAAUUCAUACACUUCAUUUCCUUUUUUCUUUUGAAAGACUCCUCGCAACACCUUGAGACACAGGACAGGAUUUGAUUCCUCCAAGAAGCUAAAACAUUGAAACCACUUUCAUAUAUUAAGUUUGCAGCCGUUAUGUACAGGACCUGAUUGUAUCUGCAGUGUAUGAAUGUAUAGGUGUGUGUGUGUGUGUGUGUAUGUAUAUGCAGAGACAUUAUUCAUUUCACAUUAGGCAAAAACUGUUGACGUGUUCUAACAACACUUGAGGGCCUUUGGAUGGGAUCAAGAUUUAUUUUCUCUUAACUUGCAUCAAGUUUUUUUUUUUUUUUAAGACAUGUAGAGUAUUUGUUGAAUUUGUAAAUACCUGAAUUGAUUGUACAGGGACAAGCAGCUUAUGAGGCGGCCUAUGAAGGCAAUAUUGUGCAUGGUCUGGUUUAACUUCGAUAGGACUGUAUUAAAUAUAGACUACUCCCUAGAGAAUAUCUAUAUUCAUUUUGUUUUUCUUGCUGUGCACAGUGAACAUUGUACUGUAACUAACUGGACAGAGAAAUGCAUACACUUUUGAAUUCUGAUUGUUUUUCUGGUUUGCUUGUCAGCGAGUUCUGUAACUUUGACAUUGUACAACAACCUUAAGGGUGAAGCGACGAUAUUAACUGAUGCACACAAUGAUAUUUCUCUGAUUUGUAUUGGUUCUAUACGCAGUACCCGUAUAUAGAUGCUGCCAAAAUGAUGCUCUUUUCUGACAGUAUUGCAAAUGGUUUUGUAUUUAAGAAACAGAUUUCUACUAACAGAUACUUUCUUUGUCUUCUAUUUAAGUUUAUCCUUUUAGUGCAAGUAUGGAAUUCAAGCUACUGGAAAUAUAAUGAAUGAAUAAAUAAUUAUCUGAUUUUG
Hippoglossus stenolepis (Pacific halibut) is the source of this 6328-nucleotide messenger RNA. Its product is annotated as neuronal cell adhesion molecule. Bases 469 to 4458 code for a protein of 1329 amino acids. Gene Ontology annotation, molecular function: cell-cell adhesion mediator activity. Gene Ontology annotation, biological process: cell-cell adhesion; brain development. NCBI's taxonomy places the organism in Eukaryota, Metazoa, Chordata, Actinopteri, Pleuronectiformes, Pleuronectidae. The transcript has 34 exons. The record is from RefSeq and is a predicted model, not a curated record.